Molecule: messenger RNA, 4520 nt
Organism: Carassius carassius (crucian carp)
Lineage: Eukaryota; Metazoa; Chordata; Actinopteri; Cypriniformes; Cyprinidae
Product: netrin receptor UNC5C-like
Exons: 17
Coding region: 396-4259 (1287 amino acids)
Biological process (GO): netrin-activated signaling pathway
Cellular component (GO): membrane
Molecular function (GO): protein binding; netrin receptor activity
Source: RefSeq, a predicted model, not a curated record
GGAGCUCCGGCGGCUCGCGCGGGGUUCGCGCGCCUCUCCAACUGUCCUUCAGAAGGCGGGGAGCGCGCGCGGGAGGAACUUCACUGACAGACGGCCUUCCUUGAACAUGAACUUACCUCAGGAGCGCUGAUUUAUCUGCUUACACCUCAGCCACGGCGUUUCGCGAACCCUUGAGAGAAAAACCUCUCUGAAGAGGAUAUUUAAUCCUAAACAUUUGUGCUUGACGCGCGCUGUCAGUCAGAAGAGCGCGCUGAGGUAACGUAAAAACCAACGGAUUUCAUUCCGCCGCCACGGGCUUCGACUCCGCGGGGUUCAUUAUAAUCAACAUCUCCAGAGGUUCCUCUGAUUGUUAUUUCACCUGAUUGGCGGAUUUCUGCCUGGUUUCGACUGUUUGUAUGAUGGGAAGAAGUCAAAAGACUGCGAGAGGAGACCGAGGCGGAUCGGGAUUCUUACCGCAGAUGAUCACGGUGUUCGUUUUUACUCUUUCAUCGCUCGUCAGCACCGGAGCGGCUCAAGAUGACGACUAUCUGGGAUUGGGUGAACUCCCGGAGACGUUCCCCUCGGAUCCGCCCGAGCCGCUCCCGCACUUCCUGAUGGAGCCGGAGGAGGCGUACAUCGUCAAGAACAAGCCUGUUAACCUUUACUGCAAAGCCACGCCGGCCACGCAGAUCUACUUCAAGUGCAACAGUGAGUGGGUCCAUCAGAAGGAGCACACGGUGGAGGAGCGCGUGGACGAGACCUCGGGUCUGGUGGUGCGCGAGGCCAGUAUCGAGAUCACCCGUCAGCAGGUGGAGGAGAUCUUCGGUCUGGAGGAUUUCUGGUGUCAGUGUGUGGCCUGGAGCUCAGCGGGAACCACCAAGAGCCGCAAAGCCCACGUCCGGAUCGCCUAUCUCAGGAAAACAUUCGACCAGGAGCCUCUGGGAAAGGAAGUGUCGCUCGAACAGGAAGUGCUUCUCCAGUGCCGCCCGCCAGAAGGAAUACCUGCUGCUGAGGUGGAGUGGCUGAAGAACGAGGAGAUCAUCGACCCCGCAGACGACAGGAACUUCUACAUCACCAUCGACCACAACCUGAUCAUCAAACAGGCGCGUCUGUCCGACACCGCCAACUACACCUGCGUCGCCAAGAACAUCGUGGCCAAACGCCGCAGCACCACGGCCACCGUCAUCGUCUACGUGAACGGCGGCUGGUCGACGUGGACGGAGUGGUCAGUGUGCAGCAGUCGCUGUGGGCGGGGCUAUCAGAAGAGGACACGCAGCUGCACCAAUCCCACGCCUCUGAACGGAGGAGCCAUCUGUGAGGGUCAAGCCAUCCAGAAACUGGCCUGCAACCCACUGUGUCCAGUGGACGGUCUGUGGACGGAGUGGAGCAAGUGGUCGACGUGUGGGACAGAGUGCACUCACUGGAGACGGCGCGAGUGCAGCGCUCCAGCCCCCAAAAACGGAGGCAAGGACUGCGAGGGAACGGUGCUGCAGUCCAAGAACUGUACGGAUGGGCUCUGUAUGCAGAGUGAGUGCCACCCUUCCUCCUCCUCUUCCUCUUUCACAGCACAACCACAUCCAGAAAUCCCAUCCGUCAUGUCGACAGUCAUUACCCCCGCCAAAGGGAAUGAGUCGAAGAAGGAACCCGCACCCCGCCCGUGUCCAUCAUCAUGUGGAGCAACCAUCUCGUGCAGGGAUCCCCAUCCCAUGUGCAUCGUGUGCAUGGGCGCUAAGCACGCUCAAACGUCGCUUGUGGACCCACAAACGUGCGUUCACUGUGCGUCAUUGCCGGUUAAAAUUUUAGAGAGAAGGCUGAGAGUGGCGGUGGCUAGCCAGCAGGACCCAUGUCUGACUGGAGCCAUCGCGAAAACUAAGGCUAACGAUCAUCAGCGAGCUACCACGACGAGCUGGGCUGAGAUGAUGGAAGCCGAAUCCCCGGAUAUGCCUCCUCUGUUCAAUGGCCUUCUCGCACACGAGGAGGAGGAGCCGGGAGACGAGGACGCAGAGGGUGAUGCUAACUCUGACCUCCUCGACUUGGACAUGGACGAAGAAGAGGAGGAAGACAACGCUCUCUUCCCCGUCCAGCAGUCGAGACCUCCUAGCGCGACUGACGCUGGCUCUCAGGCAGACAGUAACCUGCACGAGGAGAUGUCCCGCCAUUGGGGUAGCCCCUUUAAGAGCAAACUCCCGACCAAGGGAUGCUCUAAACUUGAGAUCCAAGGGAUGGUGGAGCUGGGGCUGGCCGGACCCCCAGCGAUAGAGUCUUCAGUGGCCUAUCACCUCCAUCCGAAUCGCCGAUCUAUUUCUGCCUCUUCCCAAAUUUCACUGCCGAACAACAUGGAGCGUCUGACCGCGUCAGUCUAUCAGAGGAUGUACAAGUAUGCGGCGCAGUCAGUGUGCUCGCUGAACGCGGUGACUUUACUGUCAGCGUACCAGGCGGAGAUUUUGGAGGAGAUGGGGCGACAAUUAGAUACGGGAGUGCCGAACCCAGCUCUCCGGGACGAGAUAUGUGUGGUAAACGACCUGAUUCUCCGCUCUUCUCGUGGCGCUGUUCAGGGCUGUGGCCGUGUUAUGGGCUUGGCCGUUUCAGGUGAGAGAGCGUUAUGGCUGAACCUGUCUGGAUUAAGUGACGCUCAAAAAGCUGAGGUGAUGGACGCUGCGUUCGACCCAACUAAGGGCCUUUUCGGACCAGCUCUCGAGAAAAUGAGAGAAACCAGCACCCUCAGGAAACAGGAGGACGAGGCUUUUAACCUCCGUUUACCGCGCAAACAAACACUGCGACCACCCUCUCAGCCAGCACGUGUGUUUGUGUGUGUAGCGGAUCUCCUCACAGCUCCUCCGGAUCUGACCUCGGCUGCUGCCAUGUACAGAGGUCCUGUUUACGCCCUCCACGACGUCUCUGAUAAGAUCCCCAUGACCAACUCUCCCCUGCUGGAGCCGCUGCCCAACCUGAAGAUCAAGGUGUAUAACUCGUCCGGUCUGGUGACGCCGCAGGAGGACCUGUGUGACAUCUCUCCCAAACUCGACAGUGACACCGUCAGCCGCCGCACACACACACUCCUGCGCUCCUGGGACCCCUCCUGCACCGCCUUCGGCUCCUUCAACGCCCUCGGGGGCCAUCUGAUUGUGCCCAACUCAGGCGUGAGCUUGUUGGUGCCAGCGGGGGCCAUCCCUCAGGGCCGUGUCUAUGAGAUGUACGUGACGGUUCACAGGAAGGAGAGCAUGAGGCCGCAGGUGGACGACACACAGGAGACGGUCCUGAGUCCGGUGGUCAGCUGUGGUCCUCCUGGGGCUCUCCUGACUCGACCCGUCAUCAUCACCAUGCACCACUGCGCCGAGGCCCACAGCGAGGACUGGCUCAUUCAGCUCAGGAGCCAAUCACAGCAGGGCCAGUGGGAGGACGUGGUGGUGGUGGGCGAGGAGAACUUCACCACUCCCUGCUACAUCCAGAUGGACGAGGAAGCGUGUCACAUCCUGACGGAGACGCUGGGCACGUACUGUCUGGUGGGUCAGUCGGUCAGCGCCGCUGCCGCCAAGAGACUGAAGCUGGCCAUCUUCGGGCCGGUCAGCUGCACGGUCCUGGAGUACCACAUCAGAGUCUACUGUCUGGACGACACACAGGACGCGCUCAAGGAGGUGCUUCAGAUGGAGAAGCAGAUGGGAGGGAAGCUGCUGGAUGAACCCAAGUCUCUGAACUUCAAUGACAGCACACACAACCUGCGUCUGUCUCUGCACGACGUCCCACACACCCUCUGGAAGAGCAAACUCAUCGCCAAAUACCAGGAGCUGGCGUUCCAGCAGGUGUGGAGCAGCUCUCAGAGGAACCUGCACUGUGUCUUCACUCUGGAGCGCUUCAGCUCCUCCACACUCGAGCUCUGCUGCAAGCUGUGUGUGCGUCAGGUGGAGGGAGAAGGACAGAUAUUCCAGCUCAACAGCACACUCUCUGAGGACUCUCAGUGCAUCGACACGUCUCUUCUGGAUCCGGCCAGUAACAUCACCACACUGGUGGGUCCCAACGCCUUCCGGAUCCCGCUGUCCAUCCGACAGAAGCUGUGCGGGAGUCUGGACGCUCCACAGACCCGCGGGAACGACUGGAGGAUGCUGGCGCACAAACUCAACCUGGACAGGUAUCUCAACUACUUUGCCACCAAGUCGAGUCCGACCGGCGUGAUCCUGGACCUGUGGGAGGCGCAGCACUUCCCCGACGGCAACCUGAACCGUCUGGCGGCGGUGCUGGAGGAGAUGGGACGUCACGAGAACAUCAUGAGCGCCGAGCACUGACACCGUCCCUUGAGAUCGCCGCCGGAUCACUGUGAGCUGCUCUGAAAACGUACGGUUCCUGCUGCAGCCGUUUGCUUUUCUGGUUAGUGGUAUCAGUUUCUUAGGAAACGCGACUUCUGCUGUCCAAAUACUGGACCUCCGGCUUCCCGCCGUCUGUCCUGGACAUCACGUGACUCACAUCCGUCAUGGCGGUUCGUCCCCUGAAAACACUUGGAGGUACCUUUCUAUGAACACGUGUUGAGAAAUGCCUUUAUUUAUACU